Messenger RNA from Fulmarus glacialis (Northern fulmar), 570 nucleotides. It is a transcript of the gene RPAIN, whose product is annotated as RPA interacting protein. The transcript has 6 exons. The annotation marks the transcript as partial. The record is from RefSeq and is a predicted model, not a curated record. Gene Ontology annotation, cellular component: PML body; nucleus. NCBI's taxonomy places the organism in Eukaryota, Metazoa, Chordata, Aves, Procellariiformes, Procellariidae. Gene Ontology annotation, biological process: protein import into nucleus.
CGCUGCAUGGAGAGGCUGAGGAGCAGCCGGGCGAAGCUGCUGGACCGGUACCGCCAGGCCGGGGAGAGAGCGUGUGGCCCGGCCACGGGCGCGCUGCUGGUGCGGGAGGUGAUGGAGCAGGAGUGGCAGGGGGGGCUGGGGGCCCCAACCCGGCGCAGGUCAAUGCUAGAGGACCCUGAUGAGCUAGCAGUACUGGAAGAGAUCCAACAGGAAUUGAUCUUGCAAGAACAGUCAGUUAUAGAAGAGUACGAGCGAAGUCUGCAGUUUGAUGAAGAAUGUCUCAACGCGAUGCUUGAUGGCUUGGAUGCCAGCGACAAGGUCAUCUGCCCGGUGUGUAGAAAAAAUAACCUGACUGUGAGGAAUCACUUGGUUUUUUGCCAGUGUGGAUUAUACAUCAGCACGCAGGGUAUGACAGAAGGGAAGCUUCGGUCGCUUCUAGAAAACAGUGUAACAGAGCACAGCCUGAGGUGCUUUCACAACCCGGAGUUCACAGUUACCAGCGGAAUGGAGGAAGAAGCCAGUCUUCUCAUGAGCUGCCCGGUCUGCAACUCCUGGACGAUUCUCCUGUAA